AUCUUUUAAGCAGUGUUGCCUCCCAGCAUUUUAUGAAUACAUUCCAAGUAUCUGCCCAUGAUGCAGAAGCCUCGUGGGAUUUAUUCCGUGGUGGAGAGCUGUUUUGAAGAAAACCCAUUCUGUAUACAUGGCCCUAUGCUGCUGUUCAAGAAAUCCAAAGAUGAUGGAAAUGAGGAGCUUUUCUAUGCAUGCAGUGCAACAAGAAAGAAUAAUGGAUGCUCUCCCCACAUUCCAUUCAGCAUUUGGAAGGCCAAAAAGAUUUCUCCAUCACCCAAGCAUCAUCAGAAAUGCCCCACGGAGCCUCAGAGUCUGACAUCCCAUCCAAAAGGGAAGCUGGUGAUUUUAUGCUGUGAUUGUGGUCUGCCUGUUGGCCAUAAUGAUUCCCACGAGUCUCAUGUCAAAGUGGAAGGCAACAAGGGAUACCUCCUUCACCAUCCAUCCAUGUGGUUGACCCCACAUUCAGAUGGAACAGCACAAGCACAAUACUUUUUCAGCAAACCUGUGGUUGAGGUUAUUUUGAAGAACUUACGUUCACUUGGAAUCCAAAGCAUCAUCUGCAUCGGGUGCCCCAGUCUCCUUGAGGCCGCCCAAAGCAAUACAUUGCUAUUGGACAUUGAUGAAAGAUUUCAUAACUUCUGGAGCCAGGAUUCCUUCCUUCACUACAACAUGUACAAUCACUGGUUUUUCCAUGAUGGAGACAGACAAAGAUUCUUGGAUUGGCUCCAAACGCAAAAUUCCCAGCGCUUGGCCAUCGUCAUCGAUCCUCCGUUUGGAGGCCGACUGGAUGCUCUCAGUCACAGCGUUCAUCGCCUCCUGAAGGACUGUCGAGAGUGUGGGGUGCCAUCCACAGUGCUUCUUCUCUUCAGUCCCUACUUCAUGGAGAAGCACGUGAAAGAGUGUUUCGGUACUCGCAUGGAAAUGCUGGAUUAUAAAGUCUCGUACACCAACCACAAGUCGUUUGCACUCGGAUCAACGGGAUCUGGUCAAGGGUCGACGGUGAGAAUCUUCACCGACAUACGCAGCAAGGACUUCCCUCUUCCCGAAAAGGAUGGCUAUAAGUUCUGCAGACCCUGUGAACGCUACGUAUCUGCCGAGAACAGCCAUUGUGGUGCUUGUGGCUCCUGCACGUCCAAGCUCACGUUUCCCCCUGUCUCCAUCGAAAAAGAAGAGAACCAAAGAGAUUCCUUCGAUUUCGGACGGCCGACCGUCCGUCCACUGCCAGAAGUGCCGCCGCUGCGUGAAACGGUCGUGGCAGCACUGCGACUCCUGCGACAGGUGCCACCACUCCGCCAAGGAGUGCCGGUUUUUCCCCGCCGACGCCUCCCGCGGCGAGGCGAUGCGAUGUUCGGAGGAAGAUCCCGGAAACGGAAGAGCGAAAAAAAGGAAGAAAUGCAGGAUCUUCUUCUCUUCGAAGCACGAUCGUAUCUUCAAACUAUUCUCCUUCGGUCGGUCGCGAAAGGUCCA
Messenger RNA from Darwinula stevensoni, 1464 nucleotides. NCBI's taxonomy places the organism in Eukaryota, Metazoa, Arthropoda, Ostracoda, Podocopida, Darwinulidae. The record is from the annotation of a GenBank genome assembly.